This is a messenger RNA of Raphanus sativus (radish), 1680 nucleotides long. RefSeq names its product receptor-like protein 12. Bases 1 to 1680 code for a protein of 559 amino acids. The record is from RefSeq and is a predicted model, not a curated record. Gene Ontology annotation, molecular function: protein binding. Lineage: Eukaryota; Viridiplantae; Streptophyta; Magnoliopsida; Brassicales; Brassicaceae. The transcript has a single exon.
AUGUUAUGUGGUAAUAUUCCUAUUUCAGUCACCAAUUUAACGAAGCUUUCCUAUUUUAACAUCCACUCUAAUAACUUCACUUCCACGCUUCCAUCUAACAUGAGUGGAUUACACAAUUUGAAGGUGUUUGAUAUUGGUGAAAACUCAUUUUUCGGACCUUUUCCUGAUUCUUUGUUCAAAAUUCCCUCGUUGCUAUGGGUUGAUUUGGGAAAAAAUCAUUUCACGGGACCUAUACAGUUUGUGAAGAAUACGUCUUCAUUAUCAUCUGAGCUUUUUCACCUAGACCUUUCUCAUAACGCAUUCAGUGGCCUUAUCCCGGAAUCCAUAUCUGAUUUUUUCAGCUUUGAACAGUUGGUUCUUAGCCACAAUAAUUUCAGUGGGCCAAUCCCUUGUUCUAUAUCAAAGUUAGUCAAUCUCGAUUGGCUUGAUCUUUCCAACAACAACUUGGAAGGUGAAGUACCAAGUUGCUUAUGGAGAUUGAGGACGCUGAUGCAUAUGGAUCUAAGCUCGAAUCAUUUCCGAGGAUCAUUUCCCCAUUGGAUCUGCAAGCUAAAAGAGUUAAGCUUAUUAGAUUUGUCCAACAAUCUCUUCAACGGCUCCAUUCCUCCAUGUUUAAGGAACUCCAUUGGUUAUCUUACAGACAUGAUUCUGCGUAACAACAGUUUCAGUGGAACUCUUCCAGAUAUAUUUUCCAAAGCUACAAAGUUACAAAUGAUCGACGUUGGUCGUAACCAUCUGGAGGGAAGUCUUCCAAAAUCCUUGAUUCAUUGCAAGGCUCUGAAGCUUCUGAAUGUGGAAUAUAACAGAAUCAAGGACAAGUUUCCAUAUUGGUUGGGAUCUCUACCAUCACUAAAUGUUCUCAGCCUCAGAUCAAACGAGUUCUAUGGGACGAUGUAUAAGCGGAAUGUCUUCAUUGGGUUUCAUAGUUUAUGCGUCAUCGAUCUUUCACAUAAUGACUUAAGUGGAACUCUUCCACCUUCCUAUUUUUCCAACUGGCUUGGAAUUACCAAAAUAUACAACUUCUCAGAAAUGCCCAAGAGUAAACAACUGAUGUUUGGCAGCAGGUAUGAUUUUAGAUCGAUGGGAAUGGUGAAUAAAGGAGUAGAACUGAGGUACGAGAAAAUCCGAAAAGACUUCGGAGCCAUCAAUUUGGCUGGAAACAGAAUCUGUGGAAAAAUACCUGAAUCUAUUGGCUUCUUGAAAGAACUGCGUCUUCUCAACUUAUCAGGCAACACAUUCACAGAGGAUAUCCCACUAGCCUUGGCAAAUCUGACCAAUCUUGAGACGUUGGACCUCUCCAGUAAUAAGCUUUCAGGUCAAAUCCCACAAGAUCUUGGCAAGCUCUCAUUUCUGUCAUACAUGAACUUCUCUCAUAACCUUCUCCGAGGUCCAGUUCCACGUGGCACACAGUUUCAAAGCCAGAACUGUUCUUCGUUCUCCGACAACCCUGGACUCUACGGUCUCGAAGAUAUCUGUCACGAAGCCCAUGUCCCAUAUCCCCCCGAGGAAUCACCAGAGGCAGAGGAACAUAUGUUUAGCUGGGUGGUAGCUGCAAUAGCAUAUGGACCUGGUGUAUUAUGUGGCCUGGUGAUUGGACAUAUCUUUGCUUCACACAAUCAAGAGUGGUUCACAGAAAGGUUUGGUCGAAGAAAACUCAGAGUCACCACAAGUGCUCGUUAA